Messenger RNA from Trichomonas vaginalis G3, 972 nucleotides. RefSeq lists its product as uncharacterized. The transcript has a single exon. NCBI's taxonomy places the organism in Eukaryota, Parabasalia, Trichomonadida, Trichomonadidae. The record is from RefSeq and is a predicted model, not a curated record. The coding region runs from base 1 to 972 and encodes 323 amino acids.
AUGCUUCUCUUUCAUCUUCUUCUGAGUUUUAUAGUAUCAAAAGACAUUACAGUUGUUGGUGAAAGAUUCAGAUCAGUCAAUCUAACUGAAAAUUCAAAAUUAACUCUAAUGAGCAAAGAUAAUCAAAUGAUUGUUGCCUUGUUUUCAGAAAAUAUUCGAAAUUUAAUCUCAAUUAAGCUAACAAACAAUGUUAAAUCAUUGACGAUUGACAAAUUCAACAAAAUAACUUAUGGUUUUAUAACACUUGAUAAUACAGUCGAUAUUGAAGUUAAAGAUCCAUCAUUGACAGUCAGUGUUAACAUAUGGAUGAUUCCUAAAACUGCAUGUUAUCUUAAUUCAUACAUUGUCAGUAAUGAAAAACAAUUUGAGCUCUCAGUUCAAUCUAUUUCACAGAAAACAGAUAUUUGUUUGUUCAUUGCAUCAGAUAGCUAUAAUUCACACCUUAAAUACGGAUUUCUUCAAGGCGAAGGAACAAUCGAAUUAGAAAAACAAGAUGGUAAAGAAAUUAUCACAUGUAAUACAUCACAAUGUGACUACGAACCAGGAAAUAACGUUUUUCUCCAUUACAUGUCUCAAAAAUCAUCUGGUUUUUACUUGAAUCGAGAUCUUAAAGUGAAAGAACAACAAUUCACUGAUUGUCAGUUCACACAUCUUGCAUCCAUAUCAGCAGAAAAAGGUAUUGAGAAAACAUUUCCACUUAUUGGAGAAGAUCCAAAACUUGAGUGCCAUCAAUCAUAUUACAGCAUUGAUUUCAUCACGAGCUCAUCGCUAUUCUCUAUAAUAGUUCAAAUUUUGAUUUUCUUUGUUUCACCAGCUCUCUUACUUUUGUUUUUUGUCAUGUUUAUUUGUCUUCCUUUCAUUCCUAAGAGAUACAAUAAGCAAUCCAUUGACACAUCGCUACAUCCAGAAGAUGACAUAUUUCAGACUACUCUUAUUGAUGAUUUCUCUGAUGAAAACGAAUUUGAAAACUAA